AUGUCGAACAACCAGCGACCUGACAGACGUCCACGGACGGACCCGUUCCCACGAGUCGGAUCCGCUCGGAAACCAGACACCCCGUCGGGCCCGUCACCCCGCAAGACCACACUCCCUCCUGCGCACGAGGUGAAGGCGCUGCGACGCGAAGCGAAGCGACUGGACGAGCAGUUCACGGCGCUCUGUGCCAAGUGGAAAGCAGCGCUGCCGCAACAAGACGUGCUCCUCGCGGCUUGCACGGCCGCCAAGCAAAAGACCGUCACGGCGCACGUCGAGCAGCUCAAUGGCCAGCUCAAGGAAGAGCUGCUGCACCAGCAGCUCUACUUUUCGUCGCUGCAGCAGAAACUCACCGAGGCACCGCUGUGGUCGCGCUCGGUGUUUUGCCAAGAGCUCUUUGACCGCCUGCACGGGUACUUGCACCUUGAAGGAGUAGACCUCGAGGACCACAAGAAGACGCUGCACGCACGAUUUGAAGUCGCAGUGCGGCUUGCACCUGACCUCGUCGAGGCUUUAACCCGUGAGUUUGUGCCCUUGACGCUCUCGAAUCUGCCGUUCUCGCGGACAAGCACUGCCGCGACGACGCUGCCGGUACCAAAGACGGCCGGUGCGCGAAGCGACGAGGCCAGUGGAUGUGGCACGCUCGUCUCGAACGUCUUUGUGUGCAAGGCACCCGCGAGUGUCUGUAUCCCGCAGAUUUUUCACACGCUAGUGAACAAGCUCACGAAUACGUCAAUCGAGCUCGAGCAGCGCCUUGGCGUGCUGUUUGAAAUUCAGUCGGAAGUCCAGGUUGGACCCUCCACGUACUAUGCGCGCGUGGAGAGGAGAGAUGGCGACAUGCAUGGAGCCCGUGCGAACCAAGCGUGGACGAGCAAGCUCGUGAGUGACGACUUGGCGGUCAUUGUGACGGAUUUCGUGGACGAGGACGAUAAGGAAGCGGUGGACGCAGCGCAGCGAAAAGCUCGGGCAGGACCAGGAGACUGUCGCGAAGGUGUGGCCCCCUCGUCGAUGCCACCUGCUUUGCAGUUGGGUCUUCGCACUGAGACGUGCAUGAUGCUCACGAUCGCCCGCGUGACCGAUCCGGAGCACCAGGUGCCGAUUGUGCUCUUGCGCCGGCUGCGCGUGCAUCGGUACAAUUUGCCACCCGACUCACCCGUGAUCCGUCGCGAGUUGCACAAGCUCCUACCGUAUUUUAACGGCGACUUUCAUAUGACGAUGCUCAGUGACGCAUACAGAAACAGGAAGAACGAGGACCCAAUGGUUGUCCCGUGUCGACCACGUGAUCGAUUGAAGACGGAGGGCAUGAAAGUGCUGGAGCACGAUGACGAGUCGGACGACAGUGACGAUAGGUCAUCAAUUGACGCCCGAUGA
Molecule: messenger RNA, 1368 nt
Organism: Hyaloperonospora brassicae
Lineage: Eukaryota; Oomycota; Peronosporomycetes; Peronosporales; Peronosporaceae
Source: the annotation of a GenBank genome assembly